UUAUUAUAAAUUGAGUUUGCGCAUUGAUAAAUAUCAUUACCUAUGACAAAUAGUCAUUUAUGUUAUUGUUGGUAUUAAAAGUGUUUCCAUAUAUUUAUAUAAAUUAAUUAUUGAAGAAUUGAAUUAUAUAACUCGAAAUGGCUCUAAAAGCUUUAGUGGGACAAAAGAUAAUGAAUGAGGUGAUUAAGUAUAAGGCAAUAAAAAAGAACGGUCCUGCGACUGUUCAACAGCCUCACGGAGUCGAGUGGAGAAUACUCGUCGUGGACCAACUCGCUAUGAGAAUGGUUUCUGCUUGUUGUAAAAUGCAUGAUAUUUCUGCGGAAGGAAUAACAUUGGUAGAAGAUAUAAUGAAAAAAAGGGAACCGCUUAUGACUAUGGAAGCCGUGUAUUUGAUCACCCCUUCGGAGAAGUCUAUUCAUGCCCUCAUGAACGAUUUCGAACCUCCUAGACAGAUGUACAAGGCGGCACACGUAUUUUUCACUGAAGUUUGUCCUGAAGAGCUGUUCAAUGAGCUGUGCAAGUCAUGUGCAGCUAGGAAAAUUAAAACUCUGAAGGAAAUCAACAUUGCCUUUUUGCCGUAUGAGUCUCAGGUAUUUUCACUAGAUUCCCCAGACACCUUUCAAUGCAGUUAUGAUCCGACAUUCGCCGCUGCUAGAAACGCCAAUAUGGAAAGAAUGGCGGAACAAAUCGCAACUUUAUGUGCUACAUUGGGAGAGUACCCCCACGUUAGAUACAGAAGUGAUUGGGAGAGGAACGUUGAGUUGGCGCAAUUGAUUCAACAGAAAUUGGACGCUUACAAAGCCGACGAACCGACGAUGGGCGAAGGGCCGGAAAAGGCGAGGUCCCAACUGCUGAUUCUCGAUCGCGGUUUUGACUGCGUGUCCCCUUUGCUUCACGAACUCACUUUCCAAGCCAUGGCCUACGAUCUUUUGUCCAUAGAAAAUGACGUGUACAAAUACGAAGCAUCGGCUGGGGUGUUGAAAGAAGUUCUGUUGGACGAAAACGACGAACUUUGGGUGGAAUUACGUCAUCAACACAUCGCCGUCGUGUCCCAAAACGUAACGAAGAAUCUGAAGAAGUUCACAGAUUCGAAACGUAUGACUCAAAGCGAUAAACAAUCGUUGAAAGAUUUAUCCGCCAUGAUCAAAAAGAUGCCGCAGUAUCAGAAAGAAUUGUCCAAGUAUUCCACUCACUUACAUCUGGCCGAAGACUGCAUGAAAUCCUACCAAGGAUACGUCGAUAAACUUUGCAAAGUCGAACAGGACUUGGCUAUGGGUACAGACGCAGAAGGUGAAAAAAUAAAAGAUCAUAUGCGUAACAUCGUUCCGAUCCUGUUGGAUCCGAAAAUAACGAACGAAUACGAUAAAAUGCGCAUCAUAGCUCUGUACGCCAUGACCAAAAAUGGUAUAACGGAAGAGAAUUUAUCAAAAUUAGCGACCCAUGCCCAAAUCAAAGACAAACAAACAAUCGCAAAUCUUCAGUUGCUUGGCGUCAACGUAAUUAACGAUGGUGGACCAAGAAAAAAACAAUACACGGUACCAAGAAAAGAGAGAAUUACCGAACAAACGUACCAAAUGUCGCGAUGGACACCAGUGGUUAAAGAUAUCAUGGAGGAUUGUAUUGAAGACAAAUUAGAUCAAAAGCAUUUCCCUUAUUUGAGCGGCAGGGCACAAUCUACAGGAUAUCAACCAGCUCCUUCGAGUGCCCGAUAUGGACAAUGGCAUGAAAAAAGGGGACAACAAGCCGUUAAAAACGUUCCUCGUAUUAUAGUAUUCGUCGUUGGGGGUAUAUGUUUUUCUGAGAUUCGAUGCGCUUACGAAGUAACAGCCACUCAGAAAAAUUGGGAAGUAAUCAUCGGUUCGUCACACAUACUCACCCCCGAACAUUUCCUUAGCAAUCUAGGCUCGUUGGCCGGCUAGAAUCAGAUGAAAAAAGUCACUUUCAAUAUACCAGAAUGAAUGUAUUGUUCCGUUAGUUGCAGAAAUGUUUUCCGGUACGUAACAAUCGCAAUUUUUUUUAUAUAAAGUUAGUUUCCUUCUCAAUUUUUGAAUUUGUUAUCAAAAAUUUGUCGAAAUAUUGUUUUUCUUUCUCUAAUUUUAUAUAUUUUUGUUGCUUUCAAUGUUUUCUGGUUGGUUGUAAAACUAUUUUUCAAUUUAGUAACAAAAAUAAUGGAUGUCGGAUAUGAUGGUUAAGUUUUGAAGAAAUUUGCUAAAAAUUGCAAAAAUUUUGAAUGAUCAACACUUUAAUUCACAUCUUGAAUUAGACUGACGUUUUAUUUACCUUAUUGAUAAAAUUUUACUUAUUCUUUUUGUUCUUUAUCGAAAACUGAAAAAAAACUUCAUCAAUGUAUUGGAAACAACCACAGUAAAAGAAAUUCCCACCCCAUAUUGAUUUAGUCACCACAUAAAUACGUAUCUCUACUCGCUAAUUGUAUUUUUCUUGUCCUUUUAACUAUUUAAAUAAUGUUUAUACUUAAUUUUAAACAUUUAUUUACACAUUCCCUUAAUGUGGUAUAAAAAUUAAUGCCGAUUGAUCUAAACUGUUUGAGAUCAUUUGUAUCUCAUAUAAAAAGGUUCUAUGUGUCCCUUUUCUUGUCCACAGCACUAAUGAUGCUUAAAGAUCUCUUAAUCCCAUUCCUUUAGAAAAUUUUGGAUGCGGGAUGGCUCUAGCUCCAACAAAAUUGAUGCCGAUCUAUAUAAUUAGAUUGUGAUCUUGUGUAUGUCAUAUACAAAGGUUCUAUGUGCCCCCUUUUCUUGCUGCAACCCUAGGGAUGCUUAAAGAUCUCUUAACCUCAUUCCUUCAGAAAGUUUUGGAUGCGGAAGGGAUCUAGCUGCAAAACAAUCGAUGCUGAUUGAUCUAGUUUGAUUUAGAUCAUUUUCUUGCUACGGCACUAGGAAUGGUAAAAGAUCUGUUAAUCCCACCUCUUUUAGAAAGAUUAGGAUGCGGGAUGUUUGAGAUCAUUUGUUUGUCAUAUACAAAGGUUUGAUGUAUCCCCUUUUCUUGCUUACGGGAUUAUGUUUGGGAUGCAGAAUGGCUCUAGCUGCCAAAUGUCUUCUACAGAUGCUCUCAUAUAUAAUUCUCUGGAGUUAUGUAUUGAGAAAAUGUGUUCUGUUCUCUACUUAUCAGAAUCUGCAUGUUGCUGGAUUUAAUAGAGGUUUGAGAUCAUACGAAACGGAUAGAUUAUGGAUGAUAAGCAACAAUUUUUAUGUUAUUCCAAAGAUAAGUUGUAAAAAAUGUUUUCUUUCUCUGUAUCUAUUUGAAAUUAUGAAAUUGAUGGAAAAAAUAUACAAUUGUCUUCUAAAACAGAUAUAAGUUCAAAAUAAUUAACUAGUCUAAUCGUGAUUGAAAUAAAAAUAAUUAUUUUGAAAUAGUUUUAUGGUGAUCGAUUAAUAUAUUAUUAUGUAGAAUAGAGUAUUAAAAAAAUGUGAGUAAAUAUAUUUAAAAAUAAAAAUUUUACUGAAAAAAAUAAUCACAGCUUUGUAUCGAUGUUUAGAGAACUUGUAUUAUAUUCUUAGUAUUCUAUCCUGAACUAUUUUUUAUAUAUAGUGUAUAAUGAAAUUUCAAUAUAGAAAAAAGUCUGUCAGAGUCGCGUUUUCCACCUUCAAGAUAAAUGUAAAGCUUUCUGUUAUUUUAAUUUAUAUUCGUUACAACUACAUCUAGAUAUAUAUCAAAAAGUUUUAUUAAUUUGAAAUGUAUAUGAUGUCAAUUGAAAAAGUUAAAUAAACAUUAGUAAAACAGCAUUUUAGUAUUUUAUUUGCC
Molecule: messenger RNA, 3759 nt
Organism: Diorhabda sublineata
Lineage: Eukaryota; Metazoa; Arthropoda; Insecta; Coleoptera; Chrysomelidae
Gene: Rop
Product: protein ROP
Exons: 10
Coding region: 138-1919 (593 amino acids)
Biological process (GO): intracellular protein transport; neurotransmitter secretion; vesicle-mediated transport
Cellular component (GO): secretory granule; plasma membrane
Molecular function (GO): syntaxin binding
Source: RefSeq, a predicted model, not a curated record